ACUUCACGGCACGUACCUCCGGUGUCAGGCUUCCGCGUGGACUUCUCACUAACCUCAGCCCCCCAGGGAGGUCACAUGUGGGUCCCAUUUUACUGAUGCAGAAUCUGGAGCUCAGAGGGGUGAUUAAAUGACUGGCCUGGGGUGGCAGACUGGGGACAGGCAGAACCAGGAUGUGAACCCCGAUCUGUCUGAUGCCGCCCCUUUUCCACCAACUCAGGUCCGAGUGGGGAGUGAGGCAGAUGCACGGGUACCGGGGUGGAGGGGGCGUGGCCGCACUCUGCUCAGAAAAGCACCGGCUGGGACUGAUCCAUGGCUGGGCCGGGCGGGAUGACCUCGGCCAGUUCCAGGCAGCCAGAGAAUUCCAGAGCUCCCUGCACCCACUGCUUUUCAGAGCUGUGCAUUUAUAAAGGGAAGGGAGCUGGGGAAUGAUGAUUCGGGAAAUCUGAAGCCAGAGUUACACGAGAACCUCAUAAUGAUGGUGAUGAAAAAUUCACGCCACUGUUUGUGCAGUGACUUGUGCGUCCACUUCGCAGCCAUGAAUUAAUUGAGAAAUGGAAACACAAAUGCUCGGGACCAGCUGCAGGGCGCAGAAAAGCGGAUGGGGAGGUUCCAGAGGGGACACCCCAGAGCCGGGCCCCCUGCUCCCAGGCCGGCCCCUCCUCCAGGCAUUGCCAGGGUUCCUCUGGCCUGGGGCUCGCUUUGUGUCUUUGCACAAUGAGGGUGAUGGUCCACUUGGGAGCCGUGAGGAAGGAGUAUAAAUGGGGGGUGUCAGGUGGGCAGCUCCCCUGGUUCUGAGAGAGAUAGAGGAGAAGCAAAGUGCCUGGGAGGUGGGAGACCCAGAUCCGAUUCUGAUGCUCAUUAGCUGUGGGACCUUGGCAAUCACCCAACUUCUCUGCAUUUUUACUUGCUCAUCUGUGAAAGGGGUGAGGACUUCCGAAACUCAGUUUCCAAGUGGGAAGGUGUAUUCGUUUCCUAAGGCCGCUAUAGCAAAUGGCCACAAAGGUGGUGGCUUAAAGCAAUAGAAAUUUACUCUCAAAAUUGAGGUGUCAUAGGUUGGUGUCUUCUAGAGCCUCUUUUUUUUUUUUUUUAAUAUUUAUUUGGCUGCGCUGGGUCUUAGUUGCAGCACGUGGGAUCUUCAUUGCCCGCGUGGGGGAUGUUUAGUUGCGGCAUGCAGACUCUCAGUUGCGGCACGUGGGAUCUAGUUCCCUGACCAGGGAUCAAACCCUGGCCCCCUGCAUUGGGAGCGUGGCGUCUUAGCCACUGGGCCACCAGGGAAGUCCCCCUUCUGGAGCCUCUGAGGGAGGAGUGGCCCGUGCCUCUCUCCUGGCUUCUGGUGGGGGCGGCCACCUGUGGGGUCCCUCGGUAGCUCUACACCUCCAGUCUCCUCCCGUCUUUGCGAGGCUUCUCCUCUGGGGCUCUUCUGUAUCUCAGCGUCUCCGAUCUCCCUGUCUUUUCUCUUAUAAGGGCACCAGUCAUGGGUUCAGGACUCACCAGAAUUCCAGGAUGAUCUCACCUUGAGAUCCUUAACUUAAUUGCAUCUGCAAAGACCCAGUUUCCAAAUAAGGUCACGUUCACAGGUACCAGGGGUCAGGACUUGGUGUAUCAUCCUGGGGGAGACAAGUCAACCCACUACAGAAGGUAUUUUGGGGAAGCAAAAACCAUGCAUGUGGGCCCGCUCGCCGCAAAAAUAACAGUGAGGCAGCGGGAGGAGGGAGUCCCUGGAUGCCACACCCUGUGCAUACCUUCUGGGACGGGAGCCCGUGUUGGCCGUGGGACCCUGGCUGGGAGAGGAGGGGAGCUGCCAGGUUGGGUGUGGAUGGAGGGCGGGGUCUCCACGGGGCCUCCUUCCUUCUCCGCCCUCCUGAUGAACUCUACGGGCCACCAAGGUGCUGAGAGGCACCCCCGCUGACGUCUCCGGGGCUAUAAUUCUUAUUUUUUAUCAUCACUAAGUGGUCUCCCCACACUCCAUUCUUCAGGGUGCUGUGUGCUGCUCUCCUAGCCCCGCAGGGGCUCCCCGCUGGCUUCGUGAUAAUAACCAAGCCCUGAAAAGCACUCUGGCUUCGAGGCCUUACUUCCUUCUCCAAGUCUUGUCCCCACACUGCCCUUCUCUAAACCCACGCUUCGACCGAAACAAACCCUUGCCCGUGCCCCCGCCCUGCCACGUUGCUUCGUGGCCCCAUGCUUUCACACCUCUGGCCCCUCCUCCGCAACACUCUGCCACCCGUCUCUCCUCCGAGAGCCCUCCCCGCCACCCGUCCCUGCCCCUGCACAACGAGCUCCCCUCUCGGCAUUUGUCCCUCUGCUACCAACACCCGCCGUGGUACAACCGUGCUGGUGAAAGUCUCCCCCACUUGACUGGGCCAUCCCUGAAGGCAGGGACACAGUCCUUUGUUUUGGGGUCCCCAGUUCCUGGCACAGAGAUGCUCUGGGAUGUUUAUGGAAGGAAAUCACCAAGAGACCUGGGUUUGAAUUGCAUCAUUAUUACCUUCCCAACCAUGUGCCCUUGGCCUUGCUGGGCCUCCAUGGUCUCACGUAGCUGCCCCUGCCAGAUUGGCAGGAAGGAGCCUGACAUGAGCUUGUGUCCACAGAUGAAGGUGUUUUGGAGACUAAUCAAUGUACAUGAAAAGGGCCAAAGAAGCAAGGCCGCCUAUCCCAGGGACCCUCUGCCCCUCUGCCUCCCUGGGGUGCAGUUGGAGGGAGCUCCCAGCUUCGGGAGACUCCGGGAUCCCUUCCCUGCCCAUCCCAGCCCUGCCUGGGCUCCAGGUGUCUAUCUCUCCGGGCCGUUUUCUUUUCUGAUCCAGGGUUCAAAAGAACGAGUGUGGGAGCCACAGCCAGGCGGAAACAAAAGCCAGCAGGCUCCCUCUUGCUGGCCCGGCCGCAGGCCUACAGGGCGCGGCCCGCCUCGCCCUGCUGCGUCCAGGAAGGAGGGCGCUUGGAUUGCGGGCAUCGCCCCCCAGCAACUCUGAAACCUCAGCUCCAUCGGCAGGGAAGGCCUGCUGGGGGCCAGAGCAGGGGCAGGGGGAAGCCUGCCCCAGUUAGAGCCCGCAGAUGCUCCUUGGAAAGCCUUUUCCGACGUCCCCAGCCUUGGGGGCAGGGGUGGUGUAACGAUGAUAAAACAACAUUUGCACAGAGAUUUCGUUUACAAAGCACUUUCUCAGGGGUGGGAGGCGCCGGGGUGGCGGGUGGAGCCCGGGCUGCGAGGCCGCGGCCUCCGGUUGGUCUCACCUCCCCCCCGCCCCCCGGCCCAGCACGGGAUCGUGUGCGUGGUAGACAAAGCGCUAUUCAUCCCGCUGUUUCCGAGUCCUCUGGAGUCGGUCCUUUUCCCCUCCCGUGAAGAGCUCACUCUGGCUUGUCGCUCAGGCCAGAGGAGGGGCGUCAGGAGUCCCAGAGGGAGGGGUGGGCUGGGGCCUGAUUGAAGGGAAAUGCGGGGGCCGAGGGGGGCUCCCUCCUUCUGCACCGCUCGCCCCGCCCCCAGGCCCUCCGGCUCCCAGGUGCCAGCUCGCGCGAAUCCAGAGGACUCCGCGCAGCCUCGCCGGGGCUGGGUUGUGCAACUCUCCUCACAGCUCACCUGUGGCUGUGUCUUUACAUUAAAAGUACGCGCAGGCCACACGGGUUCGAGCCCCGGUCCGGGAAGAUCCCACAUGCCGCGGAGCGGCUGGGCCCGUGAGCCGUGGCCGCUGAGCCUGCGCGUCCGGAGCCUGUGCUCCGCAACGGGAGAGGCCACAAUAGUGAGAGGCCCGCGUACCGCAAAAAAAAAAAAAAAAAGAAAAGUACGAACACAGGCUUGGUAACGUCUGCAUGGGCGUCUUUGAGAACAUGUAGGGAUAAGCAGCGUGUGGGGCUUUGCUCAUCCUUCCCCAGCAGCGCGCAUUGAGAGUGGGACUUAGGUACAGGUGUAGGGGACUGGGGCCCUGGGGCGUCUGCACCUGCAUCAGGUAACGCCUGUCUAGCUGUGCCUGGGGAGUAUAACUCGGCAGUCAGCCGGGGAGAUGGGGUUCCGCAUCAGAGCCUGGCCCCUUAAGGGCCUCUGAUGAGCUAUAUUAGGCCCAUCUGCAGGCGGCUUGAGCAACUUUUAGUAGCCCCAGCAGGAGAGAGAGGAUGCAGGAGGUCAUUGCAGGGCUGGAGCAGAUCACCUUCACCUUCGAGAAGGAUGUAGAGAUGCAGAAGGGCACUGGACUCCUGCCUUUCCAGGGCAUGGACAAGUCCGGCUCAGCUGUGUGCAACUUCUUCGCUAAAGGGCUCUGCGAGAAAGGGAAGCUGUGCCCCUUCCGGCACGACCGAGGGGAGAAGAUGGUGGUGUGUAAGCACUGGCUCCGGGGGCUGUGCAAGAAGGGCGACCAGUGCAAGUUCCUGCACCAGUACGACGUCACCAGGAUGCCCGUGUGCUACUUCUACUCCAAGUUCGGUGACUGCAGCAACAAGGAAUGUCCCUUUCUCCAUGUGAAGCCGGCCUUCAAGACCCGGGACUGUCCGUGGUAUGACCAAGGUUUCUGCAAGGACGGUCCCCUGUGUAAAUAUCGCCACGUCUGCAGAAUAAUGUGUAUUAACUACUCAGCUGGCUUCUGCCCUGAGGGACCCAAAUGCCAAUUUGCACAGUAA
Messenger RNA from Orcinus orca (killer whale), 4599 nucleotides. It is a transcript of the gene CPSF4L, whose product is annotated as cleavage and polyadenylation specific factor 4 like. The record is from RefSeq and is a predicted model, not a curated record. Lineage: Eukaryota; Metazoa; Chordata; Mammalia; Artiodactyla; Delphinidae. Gene Ontology annotation, cellular component: mRNA cleavage and polyadenylation specificity factor complex. The transcript is spliced from 5 exons. The coding region runs from base 4099 to 4599 and encodes 166 amino acids. Gene Ontology annotation, molecular function: metal ion binding; RNA binding.